Molecule: messenger RNA, 731 nt
Organism: Sitodiplosis mosellana (orange wheat blossom midge)
Lineage: Eukaryota; Metazoa; Arthropoda; Insecta; Diptera; Cecidomyiidae
Product: perlucin-like
Exons: 4
Coding region: 81-647 (188 amino acids)
Biological process (GO): biological process involved in interspecies interaction between organisms
Cellular component (GO): external side of plasma membrane
Molecular function (GO): carbohydrate binding
Source: RefSeq, a predicted model, not a curated record
CACGUUCAAUUUGGAUCUCGGUUCGUAGGCAAAAGAACAUUUCCAAUUGUGCAAUUGUGUUGAAAUCACUUAAAAUAAAAAUGAAAUUAAUUUUAGUUUGUGUCAUUCUCCCCCUCAUAUUUGUUUCUGCCUACGGUCAGUUUUGUCAACAAAAAAGUUACCAUCUCAUGACAUUGACUCCGACCAAUUGGUUCAAAGCAUUUGCUCAAUGUCGCAGCUUUGAUAUGACUCUAGCUAGUGUUUCAUCCAAGGAAGAAAAUGACCGAAUCGUACAGCUCAUUGAAAGUGAAGGCCACAGUGACAAGCGUUUUUGGACAUCAGGCACAAAACUGGGUAAUGAUGGAGCCUAUUACUGGAUGGGUACCGGCAAAUCAUUAGGAUUUACUAACUGGGCCUCAGGACAACCGGAUAAAUAUGAUUGGGGAACAAAUGAGCCUGAAGCUUGUAUCGAAUUUAUGUCGAAAAAUUGGGACUCCAAAUGGAAUGACGCACGUUGCAGUGCAGAAAACUAUCAUUUUAUUUGUGAAAAAACGCACCUUUCGUAUUUAUCACCAAUACAUUUUAAUAUUGAAACAAAUAUAGACAGUAUGUCAAGGGCAAAUCAAUCAAAAGUAAUACAACGUGAAAAAAGUAAUACAACUUUUUAGUGAAUUGCCCCUUGCAGUAUGUCUUACAAUUGUGUUGAAUAUGUUUUCAUUUCUUGGCAUUAAAAUAAUCACAACAUUGUUCAA